GAUAGAUGAUCUAGUCACUAAAGGGGUGAUCGAACCUUAUAGAUUAUUUACCUCGCGUGCAGAAUAUAGGCUAGCUAUCAGGUCAGACAAUGCAGAUAGAAGAUUAACACAAAAAGGUUAUGAUAUUUCCCUUGUUUCGCAUGAGAGAUACUCUGUUUUACAGAAUAAACUUGAAUCCAUUAAGCAGCUUGAAGAGAAGUUAGGGAGUCUGACGAUUACUCCUGAGCAGCUUAGGUCUUAUGGUAUCAAAAUAUCUUAUGAUGGGAUAAGAAAAACGGCACUAGAUUUACUUAGCUAUCCAAACAUCGACUGGAAUAAAUUACAAGAAAUAUGGCCGGAGUUAAGCAGCGUCACGCGCUGGAAUGACAAAAUGGGACACACCAAAGCGGAUAAUAGAGCUAAGAAUGAAAUAUGCGAAGCGGUUGAAAUUGAAGCAAAAUACAAACCUUAUCUAAUAAGACAAGAAGCGGAUAUGAAGUUUUUACGAGAGGAAAUUAACACUCAAAUUCCAAUUGAUUUCAACUAUUCACAAGUUAAAGGCCUGUCAAGUGAAGUAAUAGAAAAGUUGCAGACGAUAAAACCAGCGACGAUUGGCAUUGCAAAGCAAAUACAAGGCAUCACUCCCGCAGCGAUAGUGAGCAUAUUAGUGUAUUUGAGAAACAGGAAAACGAAAGUGGCUGCUAAUUUUGUAUGAGGUGUUCUAUGUCAAAAAUCGAAGAAUUUCGUUCUUUUAUGCACGAGAUAAACGUUGAUGCAUUUAUGUUGCAUACUAAAGAUGAAUAUUUAAAUGAGUAUUCAGAGGAGCUAACAAAGCUGUGUGGCUUUACAGGAACAAAUGGGCUACUUAUCGUUACAAAAGACAACAAGUGCCCAUUUUUUACGGAUGGACGCUAUAUCACACAAGCUCGCAAUCAGCUCGAUCGGGGCAAUUUUCAAGUAUAUAAUAUACAAGAAGAGGAUCCACGCGAAUGGAUAAAAGCAAACUUAACAUCGACUGCCUCACUAGGUUAUUAUUUGCAAUAUUUUACCAUAGAAGAUAUAAGAAAGUAUGAGAAUAUCUGUAAAUUAAUACCCUGUUUAGCUGGAAAAAAAAGUGACUAUCGAAAACAAGCAGUGGUUUUACAUUCUAUUGAACAUGCUGGUGAAAGUAGUAAGGACAAAUGUGAAAAAGUCGCUAAAAGUAUAGAUAAAGAAGCUGAAGCAGUGCUUUUAACUGAUCCAAAUUCAAUUUCAUGGUUAUUAAAUUUAAGAAACGAAAAUGCUAAAUAUACUCCAUGUAUAUUGGGUCGUGCUAUAUUGUAUAAAAGCGGUAAUGUUGAUUUGUUUAUUCAAGAUAAAGAACAUUCAACUAUAGAAGCAAAUUUAGGCAAUCAUAUAAAUAUUUUUGAUAUUAGUGAGCUAGAAAAUUCGCUGCACAAGCUAAAUUCAAUAGUCAUGGAUCCAAGCACAACUCCAAUGAGUAUCAUGGCUGUAAUAAAAGAUAAACAGGUAGCUGAGAGAGAAGAUCCUUGUCUAAUUUAUAAAGCAGCAAAAAACCAAACUGAAAUAGCUGGGGCUAUAAAUGCGCAUAUCAGAGAUGGAGUGGCAGUUACAAAUUUUCUAUAUUGGCUUGAAAAUAAUGUUGGUACAGAACUUGAAGCUGAAGAAAAGAUUUUAGAAUACAGAAAAGAGCAGAAUUUGUUUAAGCAACUAAGUUUUCCAACAAUUUCAGCAUUUAAUGAGAAUGGAGCAAUAAUUCACUAUCGUGCAAGCAGUAAGACGAAUAAAGUAAUUCAGAAAGAUGGACUGUAUUUGAUUGACUCUGGUGGCCAGUACCUUGACGGCACAACUGAUGUGACAAAAACUGUAGCAAUUGGCAAUCCAACUGAUGAACAAAUAACCCACUAUACAAUAGUACUCAAAGCUCACAUUGCUAUAGCAAGUGUCAUCUUUCCUCCUGGCACUACUGGUGGAGAAUUGGAUAUAUUAGCACGUACGCAUUUAUGGAAAUUUGGAAUGGACUAUAUGCAUGGUACAGGGCAUGGAGUAGGAAGUUACCUAUCAGUACACGAAGGACCACAAGCAAUAUCAAAGGGAAAUAAAGUGAAACUCACGCCAGGCAUGAUACUAUCCAACGAACCUGGCUAUUACAUUCCGGGAGAGUAUGGAAUAAGGAUUGAAAAUCUGAUGUAUGUUGAUAAACAUAAAAAUGGUUUCUUGGGAUUUAAACAACUAACCUCUAUUCCAUAUGAUAGAAGGCUAAUAAGUGUGCAAAUGCUUACUAAGGAUGAAAUUGAAUGGAUAAAUGGCUACCAUCAAUUUGUCUAUAAAAACUUAGAAAAUAGCGUCAAAGAUAAGGAGUGGUUAAAGAAAGUAUGUGACCCUUUAUAAGCAAAGGAGCAUUUUUUAUUAUUUAAAAAGUAUUAAUGCAAUUGUGACAGGUAGGUUAUAAUUAUGAUAGACAAAGGGCAAGGAGAUGAAUUUAUGAAGCAGUAUAUGGAUACUUGCAAAGAGCAAAUAGAAAAAUUAGCCAAGGAUCCUGAAUUGCUUAAUCAGGCUUUAAAACCAUUUAUGCAAAUGUCUCAGCAGCUUAUGGCUGGCGGUAUGUUAGAAGGGGCUAUGCCUGGCAUGAUACCUGAUUUGGGCAGUAUGGAUGUUAACAAGAUGAUUGCUCAGAUGAAGGAAAUGAUUGACUACAUAAGAGGUAACUAUAAGGAACUAAUGAAAGAGCGCAGCUCGCAGAUUCAAGAGCUUAAUGAAUCCAGUAAAAAGCUAAGAGGCUUAGUUAAAAAAUUGAUAGAAAAGAUCGAAAGUAAAUAAAUAACAUCUGGAUUUCUGUCAUUCUA
Molecule: messenger RNA, 2825 nt
Organism: Drosophila ananassae
Lineage: Eukaryota; Metazoa; Arthropoda; Insecta; Diptera; Drosophilidae
Product: xaa-Pro aminopeptidase 1-like
Exons: 2
Coding region: 691-2370 (559 amino acids)
Molecular function (GO): metalloaminopeptidase activity
Source: RefSeq, a predicted model, not a curated record